ACUGCGUCGUUUUAAUUACUCAAAAUAUGCUGAUACUAAAUUAAUAAUUCAACUCGCCAGUGAAGCACAGCUCGGCUAGGUGAAGCCGUGAUCUUCAUCUUUCUAUUUUUUUUUUCUCCAACGCGAAUUUUUAUAUUUUUGUUUCCUUUAACAGAUUGAAUCCAUAUCCGAUUUCUUUGGAAAUUUUGUAUCUCCACCGAAAAAUGGGGAUUUCAUCCGCAUCACAUCAUUUGGCAAAGAAUAUUCAUCAUCAAUCAAUCUUUUCGGUCCAUCGUUUGUUCUUCUUCUUCUUCUUCACCAAAUUCCAUAAUCAAUAUUCAGUGCUUUUACUCUGCCAUAAGAGUCAAUUUACUGUGGGGAACAUCACGACGUCCAUCUUCGGCACAAUCGAACAGUUUACCUUGAAGACGACGCAUUGUUUAAAGAUCGAACAAAAGCUUAGCAUGGAUAACGGAUGUACAUCUUUUCGUCGUUUGAGUUUUGAGCAUGCCAAUGAAGAACAUAAUCAAUAUCCUAGUGAUAUGGUAGAUGAUGGAAGUAUGAAUCAGUUGGUCAACUUGACAAGUACGAACGACAAGGAAGAUACUCCAAAGAUUGGUAUGAGCUUUGAUACUGAAGAGGAUGUCUAUGAAUUUUAUCUAAAAUAUUCAAAACGUGUGGGGUUUGGUAUAAGAAGAAGCAAAAGUCACAAGAACAAAUCUGGAGAAUUAGUUGACAGGAUCUUCUGCUGCAGUGCUCAAGGAAAAAGAUCACAUGAUAAACGUGAUAUUUAUGUGAAAAAAGCUCGCCCAGAAACAAGAUUUGAUUGUCAAGCUAAGUUGAAGGUUAGCAGCCGAGAAACUAGAAAACUUUGUGUAGUUCAGUUUUGUUAGGUCCGGAGGGUCUCGAAUAGGUGUAUGGGGGG
Molecule: messenger RNA, 904 nt
Organism: Salvia miltiorrhiza (redroot sage)
Lineage: Eukaryota; Viridiplantae; Streptophyta; Magnoliopsida; Lamiales; Lamiaceae
Product: protein FAR1-RELATED SEQUENCE 6-like
Exons: 2
Coding region: 204-872 (222 amino acids)
Source: RefSeq, a predicted model, not a curated record